AUGCACUACCAAGUGGGUUUGGCCUCAUUCACCAGCCUCUUGCCAGUUGCUAUCCGCAAGUCUUCAGAAGAGACAGUGGCCAAGAAAGAGGCGAAAAAAGAAGUAAAGGAAAUUAUUACAAAAGAAGAAACGAAGAAAGUGGAAUCUAUAAAAGAAGAAUCGGAACCAGAACCGGAAUCUGAACCAGAACCAAUAUCUACUACCAGACCAGAAUCUCCUGACACCCAUUCUUCAACCUUAAAAGUGGAGUUGAAAGCUGAUACCGAUCAAUUCCAAAAACGAGAAAUAUCUGUUUCCCCUGCUCGAUUCUUGCCCUCCCCAACCCCAGAGUCUGCUCAAGUCCAUGAAGUGAUUGAAAAUGCAGCGGUAAAGCUUACAGAAUCUGCAGCACCAGCAUCAUCUGCCUCUGAGCCUGUGACUGCGGUAACCGAAUUAGCUAUCGAAGAACCUGAAGAAGAGUCUGUAAAAGUUGAGGAAGAUGCAUCAUCAGAACCAACAGAAGAACCAGCCGAAGAAAAUGAAAUCGUGAGAGAAGAAUCGGUUGAGAAUCAAUGUGUAAAAGAUACUCUUGUUAAACCGAAAGAGUCUAAACUUGAUCCUGAAGCAGAGCCUUUCAUGCCUCGAGAUACUGCUUUGAUUCAGCAGUUUUCACCUUGUGAUAGUUCGAUUGUAUCUGAAAUUGUGGCAUCUGGAAUGGGAGGUGAAAGUCUUGCUGAACCUAUUGAAAAGGAAGCUGACAUAGAAGAGCUAUCUGAUGAGGGAGCAGUUGCAUCAAGUGAAGUAGAAAGUGACAACAUAUCUGUGGAAAUGGCAGAUCUUAAGGAAGUAGGUGAAGCAGUUACAUCAAGUGACGUAGAAGGUGAGAACAUAUCCACAGAAAUGGCGAAACAACUUAAUGAAGUAGCCGAAGCAGUUGUAUCAAGUGAAGUUGAAAGUGAGAACAUAUCCACAGAAAUGGAGGAACAACUUAAUGAAGUAGCCAAAGCAGUUGUAUCAAGUGAAGUUGAAAGUGAGAACAUAUCCACAGAAAUGGAGGAACAACUUAAUGAAGUAGCCAAAGCAGUUGUAUCAAGUGAAGUUGAAAGUGAGAACAUAUCCACAGAAAUGGAGGAACAACUUAAUGAAGUAGCCAAAGCAGUUGUAUCAAGUGAAGUAGAAAGUGAGAACAUAUCCACAGAAAUGGAGGAACAACUUAAUGAAGUAGCCAAAGCAGUUGUAUCAAGUGAAGUAGAAAGUGAGAACAUAUCUGCAGAAAUGGAGGAACUUAAAGAAGUAGCAGCAGCUGUUGUGUCUGGACCUCAAAGUGCUGACUAUGAUGUCCAAAAGCAAGCACUUUCUUCUGGUAGUAAUUACACAGUGAUUGAUACUGACCAAGCCAACAACAACAGCCUGAGCCCACAAUUAAGUGAAAGUGACCAUCAUCUAUCUGUUGGUCAGUAUGAUGACGCUGAGGAAAAUCAAAAAGCUGCCGAUCAUGAUUUGAAUUCAGACUCACCUUUUGAUUUCUUUGAUUUGGCCACAAGCCCAAACGAUUUUAAACCCAGUUUCGACUUUGUUGAUCCAAAUGAAAACCUGACAGUGCAGAGGGGCUCUGAUGAAGAUAUUGAAGUGAUCAGUGACCAGAAAGAUCAAGAUGAUGAUGAGUAUAUCCCUGACAUGGCUUUAGAAGAUAUGGAAGGUGAGAGUCCCUCAGACUAUUCUGCAAAUGAUAUCAGUUCUGCCCUUGAUGCUGCCAACAAUAACCCAAAUUCCAUUGGAACUCAACAACUGGAGGUUUUAGUGAGUCUUAUCCUUGCCAAGGACUAUGAUAUACAGCAAGCAGCUAUGGCAGGAGUUGUUAAAUGUGCAGCAUUUACAGAUAAUCAGAACUCAUUGCGGGAGUUGGGUUGUCCCAAAAAGCUUGCCAUCUUAUUGAAAUCCUACGUCACGUCAAUGAAAGUCGGCUACAAUGUUUCGACUAAUCUCAUCUCUUCUGUUGCCAAUGCAAUCUCAAAUAUGUCUGUCAAUGAUAAAAACCAGAGUGUUUUACAGGAAACUGUCCCCUUGCUAGUUGAUCUCACAGUGGAGGGUGAAAUGAAGGAAUCUGCACUGCUGUCCACCUUAAGGGCCCUGACCAAUCUGUCGACCACAGAGCGACACCAUGGUCAGUACACUCGUAUGGUUCAACAUCUCUACAAUCUAAUGGAUGCUGGCAGCACGCCUGUCAAACUACAGGCUCUCAAGGUGUUAGUGAAUUUGUCCUGCAGUGCUGAUAUGGUACAGCACUUAUUAGCAGCUAAGGCUCCUCACUCAUUGCUCGAACUUUUACAGCAGGAUGCUGAAGAAGCCCUUGUAUUGCGUUGGACUACCCUCCUGGCUAACAUUGUUCACACAGUGCGAGUCAACAAGAUGUCACAGUCAUCCCUCCCUUGCCCUGAUAAGGCAGCCUCCCCAGAGACCAUGUACACUGCUGUCUAUGGUGUCCAAUCAAUGGGAGACUUAAAGAACAAAGUAUUCUUACUGAGUAAACAUAAGAAUGAAGAUAUCCGCUAUCAAGCUGCACGUGUGUAUAGUGGAUUGGUACGAUAA
Molecule: messenger RNA, 2568 nt
Organism: Acanthosepion pharaonis
Lineage: Eukaryota; Metazoa; Mollusca; Cephalopoda; Sepiida; Sepiidae
Source: the annotation of a GenBank genome assembly